AUGGUGAACCUGGUGGAGGCACAGAAGCCGCUGCUGCACUUCCUGAUCAGGCUGGCCGGGCUCCGGCAGCACACGGUCGACGUCGACGGCGCCGGGACGGAGCUCACCUUCUGGGUUCCCAAGGACAAGGUCCCCAAGGACAAGUCCACUGUGCGCGAAAUCACGCCCGAAGCUGCCGACGGGAAGACCGGCAAGGCACCGGCGGCAGAGAGGCCGGCCGUCGUCCUCGUGCACGGCUUCGCCGCCGAAGGCAUUGUCACCUGGCAGUUCCAGGCCGGCGUGCUGGCGAAGCACUACGACGUGUACAUCCCGGACCUGCUGUACUUCGGCGGCUCCACGUCGCCCUCGUCGGACAGGUCCCCGGGGUUCCAGGCGGAAUGCCUGGCGGCGGCGCUGGGGAAGCUGGGCGUGGAGCGGUGCACGGUGGUGGGGUUCAGCUACGGCGGGAUGGUGGCGUUCAAGAUGGCCGAGGCGCGCCCGGACCUCGUCCGCUCGCUCGUCGUGUCGGGCUCCGUCGUCGCCAUGACCGAUUCCAUCAGCGAGACCACCCUCGAGAGGAUCGGCGUCAAGUCGUCGGCCGAGCUGCUGCUGCCCGACUCCGUCAAGGGGCUCAAGGCGCUGCUCUCCAUCGCCACGCACAGGAACCUCUGGUUCCCGGAGCGCCUUCACAGGGACUACCUCCAGGUGAUGUUUACCAACCGCAAGGAAAGAGCAGAGCUGCUCGAAGGUUUGGUGGUCAGCAACAAAGACGCCACCGUGCCCGUCUUGCCACAGAAAAUACUUCUGCUCUGGGGAGAGAACGACAACAUCUUCAACAUAGAGCUCGCCAAGACAAUGAAAGAGCAGCUCGGCGAGAAGACGAUGCUGCAGAGCAUAGACAAGGCCGGGCAUCUCGUGCACCUCGAGAGGCCCUGUGUCUACAACCGCCUCCUCAAGGAGUUCUUGGCGCACGUCAAUGCUGAAGCUCCCAAUAAGGAGUGACCAGUUAGAAGAUCGACCGAUGAUCUGAUCCGGAGAGUGGUUACAUUUGUUCAGAAAGAAUUGGAGUCCCAUUUGUUGCAGUUUGAUUGUUUGGCCGUGUACAAGAUAGAUAUGUGAGUGUGAUGUAAUACCAUCGAGUCACCACCGCCGAUUUUUUAUUUUGAGUCACAAGAUUUAUGUACACCAACUUGAAAUGCUUCUAGAUAUAUAACGGGAUUGAGAUUAUGUGUA
Lolium rigidum is the source of this 1212-nucleotide messenger RNA. Its product is annotated as putative 2-succinyl-6-hydroxy-2,4-cyclohexadiene-1-carboxylate synthase. The record is from RefSeq and is a predicted model, not a curated record. Lineage: Eukaryota; Viridiplantae; Streptophyta; Magnoliopsida; Poales; Poaceae. The transcript has 5 exons. Gene Ontology annotation, molecular function: catalytic activity. The coding region runs from base 1 to 981 and encodes 326 amino acids.